This is a messenger RNA of Mycena indigotica, 1686 nucleotides long. RefSeq lists its product as uncharacterized. Gene Ontology annotation, molecular function: aspartic-type endopeptidase activity. Gene Ontology annotation, biological process: proteolysis. The transcript is spliced from 13 exons. NCBI's taxonomy places the organism in Eukaryota, Fungi, Basidiomycota, Agaricomycetes, Agaricales, Mycenaceae. Bases 1 to 1686 code for a protein of 561 amino acids. The record is from RefSeq and is a predicted model, not a curated record.
AUGUCCGAACCUCUCCUCUUUGAAAUCAAGGCCUUUCCUCGCAGCAGCAAUAGCAAAUGGCAUCUUAGAUCGUUAAUUGCGGCUGUAGAAAAGCACAAGGUGGUCAAACCUGACGAACACGCAUGGGGAAUCUUUUAUGACCCCUUUAUUGGCACUGCUUGCUUCCAUGCCCCCACCCAACCAGGAGAUGGACCACGCUCGCUAUCUGCCAACUCCCAGGACAGGUCCGAGUCUCAGAUAGAAGCGACCCAUUCUUCAGGAUCUGACUCUGUCCCAUGCCGAUCUGAGUUUCAGUCACGAUGGGCUCUUGCUGCUCAAUCGCCUUUGGUCAUUCGGACUGCGUCCAUAACCGCUCUCAGAGAUGGCGAAACCAAUGAACCAGAACAUAUUCAAGGACAAAUGAUACCCCUUGAACAACGUAAACUGCCAGCCGAUGGUCUACACUAUGUUCGAAUGGCUUCGCAUCAGGAGAACCCAAAGGAAAUGGCGCACACUGGUAUCACACCCAUCCGUAGCCGAACAAAAUGGCCAAAACUUCUUGUAGAUACGGGUUGCUCAGUGACCUGGAUGUAUCAUCCUGAUGCUGUGUUGCUCACAGUCCAAGUCAAUGACUCUGAAUCUAAUCUUCGUACAAGCACCAAAUUCGUCAAGUCAAACCAUGUCACCAAACUAGAACGCCAUGACCGAGCCAUCUCUUUCAGCGGUCAUGCUGAGGCUACCCAGCCCGGGAAAGUGUACCGUUUGUCGUUUCCGGACUCAUUCCAUGCUAAUUUGCAACUCUUCCGCGGGCCUCUCAGUCUAUUACAAAAGUUUGACUGGGAAAGGGAAUCAUUCGAUUUUCACUGUCUAGAGGACAUGGUUUUCGGUCUAGCUACGGCUGCAACAUUGGAAACAACCAAGAACUGGAAACCUCCGACUAGCCUGCAACAUGCUACCCAAGGCCAUCGACGCUUCCGCCACCAUGAUCAAAUGGACGGCAUUCUUGGGCUCGCACUUGCCUACGAUACCUCUCCAUUUGAGCUUGCUGCCGCGCCACCUGACCUAUUUGUUCCUAAGUUUUGCCAGUCGAUUGGCUUCGAGGUGUCUCGAUUUACAAUCGCUCUAGGAAUCGGCGAGCAGACUAGUUGGAUGAUACUGGGGCCAAAUAACAACGACCCCAAGCAGAGACGGGAACAUGAUCGGAUUGCUCAUGAUACUUGGAGCCCAUGGAUGGAAUGCAACUCACAGUUGAAACACUGGACAGUCAAGCUGUUCGGUGUCACCGUUGGGAAUCAACCCACGGUAGUCUUUCCAUCUGGAUUGGACAUGGCUAUCGACACAGGAUCACAACUCUCCGUCUUUCCUCCCAGUGUCUGUAAGGGACUGUUCAAAGCGAUGGGAGAAAUGGGUUUCACGGCUUAUGGGCUUGGGGAGGUCGCACUAAAUAAUCCAGCCCUCGCGAAGACUAAAGUUACAUUCAUUUUGGCGGAGGGAUACCAGAUCACUCUUCCUUCCCUUGAACCUUUGAUUGACGUUGAUUCCAGUCAAAAUCAGGGCAGCGCAAUCUGUACCUUUCAUGCCGGCGCGAUUGAGAACGAAAAAUAUGGUUUGUUUGGGAACAGUCUUCUCCGCGGCCUGGUUAUCGAAUUUGAGCAUUCUCGAAGGUCGUUUAUGGGUGGAAGAAUCAGAGUCGCUCUGCGAGCCUAG